Messenger RNA from Capsella rubella, 618 nucleotides. RefSeq names its product pectinesterase inhibitor 4. Gene Ontology annotation, molecular function: enzyme inhibitor activity. The coding region runs from base 1 to 618 and encodes 205 amino acids. Gene Ontology annotation, biological process: negative regulation of catalytic activity. Lineage: Eukaryota; Viridiplantae; Streptophyta; Magnoliopsida; Brassicales; Brassicaceae. The transcript has a single exon. The record is from RefSeq and is a predicted model, not a curated record.
AUGUCGCAGUUCCUAUACUCUCUAACGACCAUCUUCAUUCUCAUAGCAUCGACAAACAUCGACAAAACAUCAGCAGCCAGUCCACCAUCAUACUCCCAAAACCACAAAACGUUCGUGAAAACGGCUUGCAACUCGACAACAUCACCUGACAAAUGCUACAAGUCCUUAUCCUCAUACUCCACCACCAUCAAAUCCGAUCCUAUCAAGCUAUGCACCACCGCGCUAAACCUCAACGUGAAAUCCGCAAAGGAAGCAACGUCCGUCGUCUCUAAGCUUCUCAAAAAGUCUCAGAGAUCCACCGCCGGACGAAAGAAUAAAAUGUUACCGGAGACUCUUAUUCUCAAAGACUGCCUCGAGGAGAUGAAGGACACAAUCAUUGAGCUCAAGCAAGCGAUCACAGAGAUGAAGACUCUCAAAGACGGUGCUUCGGUGGCUGAGCAUAUCACGAACGUUAGGACAUGGGUGAGCUCGGCGUUGACCGACGAAGGGACUUGUACUGACGGGUUCGAGGAGGUGAAAGUGAAUAAAGAAACAACGAAGAAGGUUAAAAAGGUUGUUGAGGAACUUGCAAUGACGACUAGUAAUACCUUGGCGCUUAUUACGAAUCUACGUUACUAG